Messenger RNA from Endocarpon pusillum Z07020, 843 nucleotides. Its product is annotated as GTP-binding protein gtr2. Gene Ontology annotation, molecular function: GTP binding; GTPase activity. The transcript is spliced from 2 exons. Gene Ontology annotation, biological process: positive regulation of TOR signaling; cellular response to amino acid stimulus; regulation of autophagy. Gene Ontology annotation, cellular component: nucleus; fungal-type vacuole membrane; Gtr1-Gtr2 GTPase complex. NCBI's taxonomy places the organism in Eukaryota, Fungi, Ascomycota, Eurotiomycetes, Verrucariales, Verrucariaceae. The record is from RefSeq and is a predicted model, not a curated record. Bases 1 to 843 code for a protein of 280 amino acids.
AUGGACUUUCAAGUAUGGGACUUUCCUGGGCAGCUUAACUACUUCGAUCCUACCUUCGACAGAACAGAAAUCUUCUCUGAAAUUGGGGCAUUAGUAUGGGUCAUCGAUGCUCAAGACGAUUACACCGACAGCGUCACACGACUUACCGCCUCCGUUGCCAACCUCCAAGACAUCUACCCCAACAUCAACAUCGAGGUCUUUGUGCACAAAAUCGACGGCCUUAGUGACGAAUAUAAGUCCGACACAUUUCAAGACAUUAGACAGCGAAUCGAGGACGAGCUAAACGAUCAUGGCUACAAGAAUCCUCCUGUCAGCUACCAUCAGACCUCAAUCUACGACUAUAGUAUCUUCGAAGCGUUCAGCAAAGUCAUUCAAAAACUAGUGCCUCCCCUUGCCACCCUGGAGAAUCUUCUGAACAUCCUUGUCAACAACAGCGGAAUGGAGAAGGCAUAUCUCUUCGACACCAUGAGCAAGAUCUAUGUUGCCAGUGACACACGCCCAAUCGAUAUGGAAGUCUAUGAGAUGUGUUCAGAUUAUAUCGACGUGAUCCUCGACAUCAGCGAGCUCUAUUCGUACCCAAGAUCGGAAUCAACUAGGCUCGGUCCACAAAUGGUUGAGACGGAGUCGAGUGUAACCAUACAUGAUGGCACUAUGAUAUAUUUGAAGGAGAUGAACAAAUAUUUGUGCCUGGUAUCAGUGAUCAAACAUCCCGAUGCCAAAGACAAAAAGGGAUUGCUGGAUUACAACGCUCACAUCUUUCAAGACGCUUUGAAUGAGGUUUUCGCUCGUGGCUGGGAGAAGCAAGAGAAUGGGGAAGCUGCCAAGGAGCCAGCAGAGCAUUAA